UUUCAGAUCGGACAGCAGCAGCCAAAGCAGCUAAAGCGGCAGAAAGCUCGGCUCGCGACUCGCGGAUAGUUCCAUUCUACGGAUACCAGAUCCAGAUCCAGCUACAGAUACAAAUUCAGCAUCAGAACGACCUAUAAAUAUUGAUUAUUCGCUCGUCUUCAGACUCUGCUAAAUCGGUUACUUUAGCUCGUUUCACCGGCGGCUUUUCGAAAGCCACAAAAAGCGCGAUCGUGUAAAAGAGUUGCAAUUGUGAUUUUUUUUGUUUAUUGUGUGACGAUACUUGAUCGAUAUCUGAAUAGAUACAGCCCAGAGUAACUGUAUAUCGUUGGAAUUGUGGAAUACAAGUGCGGGUGUGUGAAAAUCUUCGCAGCUAAUCCGAAUCCGAGGAUUUAUUUUCCUAUAUUUCUGAAAGUUUAUACGGCAACUGCGCCAUAUUUCUAAUCAGCAGCUAGUAAAAACCCUUAAAUAAUAAAAAGUUAACUUUAAAUAGUGGAUAUUGGCAAAUACAACUAAAUCACAUUUCUAAAAGCUAUUGCAAAUAUUUAAAAUACGAAAAAAUCUGUUCAACUUGUAAGCUAAAAGGUGCUAAGAUCCGAUAAUGAAAAGUGAAGCAAAGGGUCUAAUAACUAAAAUAAUCCUCAAUUAUCUAUAGACAAGCAUAAAUAAACUCCGAUUCUAUCAAUAUUCAAAAUCAAUAACUAAGAUUUAACUUGCUCAAGUUCUCAAAUAAGAAACAUAUUGGAAAUACAAGAAUAUCUCGAUUGUUAGCCAUUGCAGAAAAUGCAUUAGAAGUUGGCCUAAAGGAAGCGCCAUACUAUCCUAUCGCUAACUAUCCUCUGAAUAGGACACCAGAAUCUGCAGACAUGGUUUCGGAGGAGAACUGGAACAGUGACACCAUGUCCGACUCUGACAUGAUCGACUCGAAAAAUGACGUGUGCGGCGGUGCCUCCAGCUCCAGCGGUAGCUCCAUUUCGCCCAGGACGCCGCCCAACUGUGCCCGCUGUCGCAACCACGGUCUAAAGAUCACCCUAAAGGGUCACAAGCGGUACUGCAAAUACCGCUACUGCACCUGCGAGAAGUGUCGCCUCACGGCGGAUCGACAGCGUGUGAUGGCCCUGCAGACAGCUUUGAGGCGAGCCCAGGCGCAGGACGAGCAGCGGGCGCUCCACAUGCAUGAGGUGCCGCCGGCGGCAACGGCCACUACAACCCUGCUAGGACAUCAUCACCAUGUGGCCGCCGCCGCCGCUGCUGCUCCCGCCCAUGUCCAUGCCCAUGCCCACCACGUACAUGCCGCACACCAUGCUCACGGACACCACUCGCACCACGGCCAUGUUUCGCUCCAUCACCAGCAGGCGGCGGCAGCGGCAGCAGCAGCAGCGGCGGGCGCUGCUCCGGCAGCUCCGCCAUCGCAUCUGACCGGAUCCGCUGCGGCCUCCAGCCUGCAUGGUCACGCCCAUGCCCAUCAUGUGCACAUGGCCGCUGCCGCUGCCGCCCAGCAACAGCACCUUCAGCACCAGAGCCACCCACACUCGCACCAUCACCUCCAGCAACAGCAUCACCAGCAGCAUCAGCAGCAGCCGGCGCACCAGCAGACGGCGCUGCGAUCUCCACCGCACAGCGAGCAUGGCGGCAGUGUGGGUCCGGCCACCAGCAGUUCUGGCGGAGGAGCGGCGGCCAGCUCAAGCAGUGCCAGUGCAGCGGCCACUUCAAGCAGCAGUAGCAGUAACGGGGCUGUCGGCGGAGGAGCCAGCUCAGGAUCAGGACCGGGAUCUGGAGGAGGAGGAGGAGGAGGCGGCGGCGGCGGUAGGGCCGGCAGCAACGGCACCUCGGUGAUUACCAGCGCCGAGCAUCACAUGAGCACGGUUCCCACGCCUGCCCAGUCGCUGGAGGGCUCGUGCGACUCAUCCUCGCCCUCGCCAUCGUCCACUUCCGGCGCCGCCAUUUUGCCGAUCUCAGUUUCCGUCAAUCGCAAGAAUGGCGCCAAUGUGCCCUUGGGCCAAGACGUUUUCCUAGACUAUUGCCAAAAGCUAUUAGAGAAAUUCCGCUAUCCCUGGGAGCUGAUGCCGCUCAUGUAUGUGAUAUUGAAGGAUGCAGACGCCAAUAUAGAGGAGGCUUCCCGGCGAAUCGAAGAGGGCCAAUACGUUGUGAAUGAGUACUCCCGUCAGCACAAUUUAAAUAUCUAUGACGGGGGUGAGCUACGCAACGCAACACGGCAAUGUGGAUGAUAAUUUUUCAUGAACUAGAGUAACGUAAAUGCAUUACUUUGCCCUGAAAUUUAUUGUUCAGCAUUAGCAUCACUUAAUAGCUUAAUGCUUUGGUGAAAUCGCGCAAGAAUUUAACUUUCGUAACUUCGUAAGUGCGGUACCGUAGAGUUUUUUUUGGAGGGGCGAAGCCUCUGUACAUAUGUAUAUCGAAUUUAUCGGUAAGCUAAAGCGCCACUUGGAUUAUCUUCAAUCAACAAGCCAAAUAUAUCGAUGUGUGAUGCCCCUUUUCAUCAAUCAACAUAACCCCAAUGCUGAGAUGUCUGAUGACUGGCUGACUGAUGAUCAACAAUCAACAAUCAACAAUCAACAUUCAACUCUUCUCUUCAAUCAACAAUCCCCCAAUGGAUCCUUAACAACAAGCAACGAAUCGAAGCCAAGAAUGUUAAUUUAAAUUUAAAAUCCGCGUAAUCUAAAAACAACAAUCAACAGUCCACGAUCCUCAUCUCAACUGGAAGUUCAACAUUUUCGCACAUCGGUUGUAUAGCUUUAGUUUAGCGCUCCUUAAGUCUUAUUUAAAAAAAAAAAAGAAAAAACUAAUUAGGCUAAUUAAGGGUCCGCAAUCUGAUUAUAGCCAUUCUCGUCAGUCACUACUCGUGUUACUCUUUGGUCGCUUUAGUACUUAAUUGAAUCUAAGUACAAAGUAUUCAUCUACUACUACUAAAUAUCAGCUACUUGUAAUGGAGGAAACGAUGUUCUAUACUCAUUCAAAUAGACUUGAAAGCUGCUAAUCUCAAAAAAUUCCUCUCUACGCGUCUGAAUCACAUGAAGUAAUAUUUCAAUUGGCAUCCAGGGGAUCUUGCUAUCAGAAAUGUUGUGAGAUAAUGCACAAAUGAUGGAUAUAUACAUUUAGGCUAACGUUAACUCUAUCGAUGUCUUGCGAAACUCUAAUUGUAUUAUUUAAUAAUAACAAUAACUCCCCUCGACAUUGUAACAUAUACUGUUAUCAACUUAAGUAAGACCUAGCCCAGCAGAAUACUUAUUAUAAAAAAAAAAAGGAUAAACCUGAAUUGUCAGAAAUAAACUAUUUUCCUUAAACAGAA
Drosophila kikkawai is the source of this 3304-nucleotide messenger RNA. It is a transcript of the gene dsx, whose product is annotated as transcription factor doublesex. Gene Ontology annotation, cellular component: nucleus. Gene Ontology annotation, molecular function: DNA-binding transcription factor activity, RNA polymerase II-specific; RNA polymerase II cis-regulatory region sequence-specific DNA binding. Gene Ontology annotation, biological process: regulation of transcription by RNA polymerase II; sex differentiation. NCBI's taxonomy places the organism in Eukaryota, Metazoa, Arthropoda, Insecta, Diptera, Drosophilidae. The record is from RefSeq and is a predicted model, not a curated record.